GUCAAGUCAGUCAAGCGUUUAUACCUAGUUUUCUUUUGGUUAAAAAAAUAAAGAAACCAUUCAAGCUAAUACAUAAUCAAUUUACGCAUUAUUUUAUGUUAUUAAUGUGAAUUAAGAGAAGAAAGCCAGAAAAAUGGGUCGCAGAUCUAUCAAUACCACGAAAAGUGGUAAAUAUAUGAACCCGACUGAUCAAGCUAGGAAAGAAGCAAGGAAAAAAGAACUAAAGAAAAAUAAAAGACAAAGGCAAAUGGUAAGAGCAGCUGUACUUAAAAUGAAAGAUCCAACACAAAUUCUAGAAGAGUUACAGAAAAUUGAUGAAAUGGAGUAUAAUGUGCUGCAACCAUCACCAUUAAAUGAGAAAGUCUUGAAAGAAAAGAGAAAAAAGCUAAGAGAAACAUUUGAUAGAGUUCUCAAAAUGUAUGAUAAAGAUGAACCAGAGAAAUGGGUGGAGCUGAAACGACAAGAGAUGGAAUAUGACAAGCGGCGGGCACAUCUCAUCUCAUACUAUGAGUCUGUGAAGCAUGCACAGUCUGUGCAAGUUGAUGAUAUUCCUCUGCCGACUAUACAAGUUCCUGAAAAUGUGUUAUAUGGCAACUUACCAUCUCAGAUACCAUUGCCGAUGGACAUAUCUCAGCCAACACCAAAGCCAAUAUUGAAGAACUUUACGAAAGAAUGCCGUCCGGCGGGCGUGGACCCCCCCGGCGUGCCCCCCGGCCCGCCGCCGGACUAUGUCUCCGUUCUACUUGAGUCGGAGAAACUAGAUUAUGUGUACAGGAAGAACAAAGAGCCGGUCAAGGAGAAGUUUCUGCGCUUCUCUGACAUGCCUGACAAUGGACCGCCAGGAGAACCGAACAACUGUGGCUGCGAAGACGUCCCCAGAUCACAAGCAGUCUUGCCACAUGUAAUAAACAACAAUUAUGAUGGGGAAGAAAUCGAACCGCCAAAAAGGGCAUUGACCCCGCCAGCUUUGGCGGCCGCCGCGGUCGCGCCAAAACCUACCUCGCUCCAGCAAAGGAUGUUGGCGCUUUCUGGACAGAAUAUAGACGAUUUCAUGAAGGAAAUGGAGGAGGUGCACAGGAAGAGGGAAAGAGAUAGAGCUGCCGAUUUAAAUGCCAGACUAAGCGCACUGAAACGCACUGGCGGGCGGGACAGCGAUUCUGACAGCGACGGCGAGCCUCUGCCGGAUCUGAUGGAGCCAGUGCUGGAGAUGCGGUCAAUGCCGCCCCCCCUCAUACCAGGGCUCCGUCCUCCGUUGCGGGCGCCGCUGGGGCCCCCGCCAGGGCUUCCCCCAGUGCGCCCACCGGGGCCCCCGGGCCCUCCCCCUGGUCUCCCGCCCCGGGCCCUUCUUCGUCCGCCAGGGCCGCCCCCGGGAGCGCCCCCACGCCUGCUGCGCCCCAUGCAGCCCCCGCCGCCGCCCAAGCCGCUGCCACAACUCUCGGUGUUGUCGGCCGCGCCACAACUCAUAUCGAAGAAGGAUGGCGCACAGGGUGCAACAAUCAGCGCCAAGCCUCAAAUCAGGAAUCUAUCGGCCGACGUCACUCGGUUUGUGCCUUCAGCUUUACGGGUCAAAAGAGAAGACAAAAAAACGAAGCCAGGCUUGAAAACUACGGUACAGCGUGCUGCAGAUAUACCGAAGCAAGUACCGAGCAAGGACGACGCGUACAUGCAGUUCAUGAAGGAGAUGGAGGGCUUGUUAUAGUGUAAAUAUCAAUAAAGUAAGUUUAAUGCA
This is a messenger RNA of Plodia interpunctella (Indianmeal moth), 1729 nucleotides long. RefSeq lists its product as uncharacterized. Gene Ontology annotation, biological process: RNA processing. Bases 134 to 1699 code for a protein of 521 amino acids. Gene Ontology annotation, cellular component: spliceosomal complex. The record is from RefSeq and is a predicted model, not a curated record. Lineage: Eukaryota; Metazoa; Arthropoda; Insecta; Lepidoptera; Pyralidae. The transcript has 11 exons.